AUGUCCUACCGCACCACCUCCAGCUCCUCCUCCGCCUUCUCCUCCUACUCCUCCUCCACUUCUAACGACAACAACAACAACCCCCGAACCGAAUCGACCGGCCACCGCUACGCCACUACCUCACACACCGACCCCACCGGCGCUACUACCGUCCGCACCGGAUACCAGAAUCUAGGCGAGGAGCCGGUUUUCGAAGAGCGGAGAUUCGAUUCGGCGGGUCGGGAGGGCGCGUUGUUGGAUACUCAGGGUGGGAUGGGUGCUGCGGGGGGUACUAGGGCUAUUAGGGAGUUGGAUGAGGAUGCUGAUGAGGGGGAGUGGGAGGAUGGGACUUAUUGAUUGAAGUCCUUCCCUGGCUUACUUGAGUUAUGUUGAAAUAUUGAGUAGCAAUGGUUGUAUAUACGUAGUGAUUGUUGACUGCUGCUUUGUUGAUGAUUGGUUAUAACUAUACCGUAUCCAGCUGUUUUAGCCAGGCGGGGAUGUCUGGGCCGUAGUCUAGGUCUUCCGUCUAGAUUGGGCAUCUGGGUCGGUUGGUUAGCAUGAUACUUUGAUUGAAUGAUGGGGUUGUACUUGGUAAACAAACCCAUUGGUGGAUGUCACAGAGAGAGAAUGUUCGUAAGAUGCAGGUUAGGGAGCUCAAUGAUGAUGGGAAUGGUGAAAAC
This is a messenger RNA of Aspergillus vadensis CBS 113365, 659 nucleotides long. RefSeq lists its product as uncharacterized. The record is from RefSeq and is a predicted model, not a curated record. The coding region runs from base 1 to 336 and encodes 111 amino acids. Lineage: Eukaryota; Fungi; Ascomycota; Eurotiomycetes; Eurotiales; Aspergillaceae. The transcript is spliced from 2 exons.